CGGACGUAUAAAACCAAUAGGGUUUCCACUUCCUUCUCUCCCUUCGAAAACCUUCACCCUCCUCGGUCGCUUCCGCUGCAGCGCGCGCUCUCCGCCGUCUGGGAUCUCAGGCUGCAGUUUAUUGAUUUUUCGCGAUGGUGAAGGUUAGCGUUUUGAAUGACGCUCUUAAGAGCAUGUAUAAUGCUGAAAAGCGGGGGAAGAGACAGGUCAUGAUCAGGCCCUCGUCGAAAGUGAUCAUCAAGUUUCUUCUGGUGAUGCAGAAGCAUGGUUACAUUGGAGAGUUUGAGUAUGUCGAUGACCACAGGUCUGGCAAAAUUGUGGUUGAACUCAAUGGAAGGCUAAACAAGUGCGGAGUUAUCAGUCCCCGUUUUGAUAUUGGUGUCAAGGAGAUCGAAGGCUGGACCGCUAGGUUGCUGCCCUCUAGACAGUUUGGUUACAUUGUGCUAACAACUUCAGCUGGCAUCAUGGAUCAUGAGGAGGCUAGGAGGAAGAAUGUCGGUGGAAAAGUACUUGGUUUCUUUUACUAGGCGGAGUUAGUUUUGCUGAUGGGUCCCUAAUAUUUCUAUCUAUGAGGAUUUUGUCGUGUAUUUUUAACUGGUUUUCCAUACGGUUCACCUUAUUGGGUUUUCAUUUUUCGUUCAAUGGAGCUUUUGAUAUUUCAUUCUGCCUCUAUCCUCUACUGCUAUAUAUGCAGUUGAAAAGAUAUACAUGUUUGCUUUUAAAUUAUGGAUGUUCUGGUGAUUGUCUAA
Messenger RNA from Eucalyptus grandis, 749 nucleotides. Its product is annotated as 40S ribosomal protein S15a-1. Gene Ontology annotation, biological process: translation. Gene Ontology annotation, molecular function: structural constituent of ribosome. NCBI's taxonomy places the organism in Eukaryota, Viridiplantae, Streptophyta, Magnoliopsida, Myrtales, Myrtaceae. Bases 135 to 527 code for a protein of 130 amino acids. The transcript has 4 exons. The record is from RefSeq and is a predicted model, not a curated record. Gene Ontology annotation, cellular component: ribosome; cytosolic small ribosomal subunit.